Messenger RNA from Cornus florida, 1661 nucleotides. RefSeq lists its product as uncharacterized. NCBI's taxonomy places the organism in Eukaryota, Viridiplantae, Streptophyta, Magnoliopsida, Cornales, Cornaceae. The transcript is spliced from 8 exons. The record is from RefSeq and is a predicted model, not a curated record. The coding region runs from base 215 to 1381 and encodes 388 amino acids.
AAUCAUUUGGAUCAAACUUCAAACAUAACCCGGUUUCUAUUAUGACUGAAAGAGGGCCAAACUCACGAUCCAAAUUCUCAAUCUGGAAUCGGCAGCAGCAGCAGCAGAAUAACCCCAACACCAAAUCGUCCACCGCCACCGGCGAUUACUCUCCACCGGCGUCGGCGAUAGCAUCCGUGGGCGACUCUCCAGAUUCUAAUAAGAAUUCUUCGGAAUGAGAGUAUGCAGUGGAUGGCGUCGAUUCCUUUUAUGUCUCCCUCUCAUUUUCUUCCUUCCUCAUAUCUUCUCUGUGUUAGAGUUGCACAAAAACUCAACUGUAAAUGACCUGCACAAAAGUCAUAAUAAGAAAUUUGAUCACCUGGUUCUUGGACCUGCUGCUGGUGAAGGUUUGCAUGACCGUCUGCAAUGCCAAGGCACCAAAGCUCUUAACAAGACCCACCUUUCAACCUCCUCCGGCAAUUUUAGUUUUGGAGAGAGUGUAGCCUUUGUCACCUUUUAUGCCGCUUAUGACUCCUCUGUUGAUAGGCUGGUCAAUGGUAGGUUAAAAGACUUGGUUACUGUUGGGAACAUUUCAUACAGUAAGGUGGAAAGAUCAAUGGCCAUUUUGAAUGUCUUUGUAAACUUCGUCCAGAUGACAAUGCCCCAGAGCAACAUUAUCAUUCUUACCGAUCCGGCAUCUAAGCUUCCCCUACACAGAAAUAGGGUCUCUAUAUAUCCGAUUCAAGGUGAAUAUUCGCGAGACAAGUUGAUGCUUCAAAGAAUCAGGUCCUACAUUACCUUUCUAGAAGCAAGGCUUGAAGAGCAUUCUCAGUCGCAGGGGCAUAUUAACCAUUACAUCUUCACCGACUCAGAUGUAUCAGUAGUUGACGACCUGGGACAAAUAUUCUAUAACUACCCAAAUAUUCAUUUGGCUCUCACCUUCAGGAACAACAAAGAACAACCUCUUAAUUCAGGAUUUAUAGCAGUGAGGGGCACACCUGAUGGAAUGCUAAGGGCAAAGGUUUUCUUACAAGAAGUGCUGAAAGUUUACGGUUCCAAAUAUAUGAAAGCUUCCCGAAUGCUUGGAGAUCAAUUAGCUCUUGCCUGGGUUGUAAGAUCUCACCCUCACUUUGAUGCAAAAAGGUUUGCUCGACCACAAGCCUUUGUAGAAGAUAUUAGUGGCGCUUCAGUGCUCUUUCUACCAUGUGCUAUUUACAAUUGGACACCACCAGAAGGCGCAGGCCAAUUUCACGGUAUGCCCUUGGAUGUUAAGGUUGUUCAUUUCAAGGGAUCGAGGAAGCGCCUUAUGCUUGAGUCUUGGAACUUCUUGGAUUCCUCCUCUAACAUUUCGGAUAUGCUAUGCCUUAUCUUAAAGAGUGGAAGGACAAAGUAUGAUUUUUAAGUUCCGAAGUAUAUGGUUUAUGGCUCAAUAUAAGCAUCAUUUUCUGCAAAUUCAGUGAAGGGAUGACCCACUUCAUUUGGAGGAGGUUUUUGUGGCAGUUCUCUCUUCAUAAUAGUAUCUUAUGGGUCUCAGUUUGAUUCAUUUAGUACCCCCAAAACAAGUGUUUGAUUGAUUUAUUUUCUUUGAUGAGAACUGUCUUCCUCUACAGAUUUAUUUAUUGUUUUGAUAAAUUUUUAUUGUCUAAACUUGAACGUCACGAGCUGGACUAAUUUUGGUUCAA